GUACGUUAUCAUUGUUGUUGCCGUCGAUAGCAUCGAUAAAUAUUCGCACACAGUUCACAUUGACAGCAACAGUCAAGACAAACGAAAAAGGCUCGUGUCUUUUGUUUAAAAAUCGGUUUAAUACAAAGAAUUGGUUUAUUUUUAAUCAAUUUUUUGGUUUUACUAGAGAAAAAAAUGGCAUUUUUCCGUCGUUUGCAUAUUUUUGGUAUAAUUCAACAAUUCAUUACAGCACACACCGCGUGUUUUUUCAUCAGCAAUUGCUUAUUCGUUCUUCAUUUCCGCAUUUUUGUGUGUGUCAGUUCGUGUUCUAAAGCAAUGAUUUUCCAAUUUCAAAUUACGUCAAUGGAAUAAAAAUACGAUAAAUUGUCGCCGGAUUGCGUUUAUAAACCGAAUGGAUAUUUCGUGCUAAUUCGGGCGUUAUUAGAAUCAAGUCCUUGAUGAGUACAACUGCACACCAAAAAGUGUUUUUCACUAUCCCAUGAUUCGAAGCCAAUCUCAAUUCAAAUCAAUAGCAACAAUUGAAAGAUUGUUUCAAUUCAAUCAAUAAUGCCACUGCCUAGGCGCAGACAAAGGCUGAAAUUGGCAAAAAUAGACGUUUUUUAUACGCAAAUCGUGUUACAUUCCAUGGCGAUCGUGUGCGAUUGCAAUGAUAACGAAAAUUAGAACGAUUUUUUUCCAUGUGAGGGUGUUUUUUAUUCCAUUUUCAUAUCGAUCAGCUGUGCUGUAUCGAAACGAUAAUGAUCAUAUAAUUUUUAAUACGCGAUUGGAGUUCAAUCACACGAUAAAUCUGUGUAACAGUAAAAAAUUUCCAGUGUACAAAAGAGUAUUUAAAGGGCGAACAUCGAAAUGGGAGAAUCAAAUGGAAAUUCAUGUCAGUAGUGUAACUAUCAUCUAAGCUAAAUUAAGUAAUUCUCGAUAUAACCGAAAGGAAAGAAUUCAUUAUUAGUAAUAAUAAUAAUAAAUAAUAAUUUAUUACAAUGAAAAGAGUUCUUUUAAUCAUCGCCAUACUAUUUGUGAUAGCAAGAAGAGAAUCUCACGUCACGAAUGGAUUUUACAUACUUAAUAGCAAAUUCGCAGAUGUGAUAUCUAUGAUGAAUGCAACGUCAGUUGAAUCGAAUGUGUUGGUUAAUAACUGUCGGAGUUGCAAAUGGUUCGUCUCUCUGCUUCGAUUCUAUUUGAUGAUUGGCGAAAGUGAAGAGAAAAUUCUGAAAAUUGGAGUAGCAAUGUGUAUUCGCAUGAAAAUCCAAGCACCAAGAGUGUGUGAAUCAGGCAUUCCCUUGAUGGGUGCAGAGAUAAUCCGAAUCGCAAGGCGAGUGCACUCAUCCACGGAUAUGUCAGCGGCUGAAGUUUGUUCUUUCUUCUUCGAAGAAAUUUGCACCGAAAAGAUUGAACGUGAAAUACACAAGUGGAAUGUUGCAUUGACACCGUUUCCAAAACCAGAAAUUAAAGAGGUCCGAUUGCCAAAGAAAAAUGUGCAUACCCUAAAAGUUUUACAUUUAUCCGAUACACACAUCGAUCAUCUGUAUGUUGAGGGAGCAAACGCUGUCUGCAAUGAACCGUUAUGCUGUCGAGUGAACGAUGGAAUGACCAAUGUUUCGUAUUCAGCCGCUGGCAAAUGGGGAUCAUAUCGAUGUGAUUUGCCAAAGCGAACUCUUGAGCAUCUUUUGGAUCAUAUUGCGGAGACACAUAGGGACAUUGACUAUGUGAUUUGGACGGGUGAUCUAGUGGCUCAUGACGUUUGGAUGCAAACCAAUGAAGAUGUCAUGAACACAAUCGAGGAAAGUGUCCGAUUAUUGUCAGAGAAACUGCCAGGAAUACCGAUAUUUCCUACGAUGGGCAAUCAUGAGCGUUCUCCAGUCAAUUCCUUUCCAACAAUCGAGCAAGACAGUUCAAUAUCCGUUUUUUACAACGACAUCAAUACGCUUUGGAGUCGUUGGUUGGUAGGAAAUGUUUCGAGCACACUGCGAAAGGGUGCGUUUUAUUCAACUUUAGCACGACCUGGCCUGCGCAUCAUUUCGUUAAACAUGAAUGCUUGCAAUGACUUGAAUUUUUGGCUCAUCGAAAAUUCCAAAGAUCCCUCUACACAGCUGAAAUGGUUGAUACAUGAAUUACAAUUGGCCGAAUUUUCAAACGAAAAAGUACACAUUGUCGGACAUAUUCCGCCAGGGUACGAGGAUUGCUUGAAAACUUGGUCACAUAACUAUUACGAGAUUAUUGCUCGUUUUGAAAACACGGUUACCGCUCAGUUUUUUGGCCACACGCAUAGCGAUGAGUUUGAAGUGUUCUAUGAUCCGAAAAAUUUGAGUCGUGCAACGAAUAUAGCCUACAUUGGGCCAUCAGUAACACCAUACCAAAAUUUAAAUCCAAGCUAUCGAAUCUAUUACGUUGAUGGUGAUCACAAUGAAACGACGCGAUCGGUUGUCGACCAUGAAACAUGGGUUUUGAAUCUACAAGAGGCAAACAUGUUAGAUAAUCCAAUUUGGCGUAAGACAUACUCAGCUAGAGCAGAUUAUUCGAUGCAAGGACUACGACCGACAGAUUGGCAUGAUCUCAUCGAAAGAAUGAAAGACGAUGAUGAGCUGUUUAAAAAAUAUUUCAAGAACUAUUGGAAAGGUUCACCCUUCAUAACAGAAUGCCCGGUAGAAUGCAAACGAGAAAUUUUGUGUCAGGCAAAAAGUGGACGGAGUCAUGACAAAUUGAAUCUUUGCAUUGAUUUGCUAGACAUAGUCGAAAGAGACUACAGAUCAUCAGAGAUACCACACGAAACUGUGCCAAUAAGCUCACAACCGACGCUUCAAUUAAACACAAUUUGUAUUUGUAUUUAUAGUUUCUACAUUUUAACGACAUUCGUGACGUUUUCAUUUUAAAAUCGUGUCUCAGCUGAGCUUGUCAAAGAUGCACACAGCACAAAAAUAAAGGUUAGGUUAAUCAUUGUGUCGAUUUUUCGUUCAUGACAAGCAACAAUCUUUCGUGGCAAAAAUCUUCAAAGUGUUUUUUCAAUGUUCAACUAAUUUGUAGCUCAAGAGCAUGAAAGAAAAGACAAAAUGGAAAAAGGAACAAAAGAGAGAAAAUAAAAUU
Messenger RNA from Sitodiplosis mosellana (orange wheat blossom midge), 3078 nucleotides. Its product is annotated as sphingomyelin phosphodiesterase-like. The transcript has 6 exons. Gene Ontology annotation, molecular function: acid sphingomyelin phosphodiesterase activity. Gene Ontology annotation, cellular component: lysosome. The record is from RefSeq and is a predicted model, not a curated record. NCBI's taxonomy places the organism in Eukaryota, Metazoa, Arthropoda, Insecta, Diptera, Cecidomyiidae. Bases 978 to 2867 code for a protein of 629 amino acids. Gene Ontology annotation, biological process: sphingomyelin catabolic process; ceramide biosynthetic process.